GCAGCUGCACCCUGCAACCUGCACCUGCAAUCUUAAACCCUAGUUCAUCGUCUUUCUUCUUCCAGCUUCCCUCGUUCUUCUGUCUCUAAUUCUUAACGACCUUUUGAAAAAGUUUUGGACUUUCAGAAAACCCACUUCACAGCUCCAAUACCUUUCAGCUAUGGCAUUUAUAUCGAUACCUAAGCCCUACCAAUUGCAACCAAGGGUUUAUCCCACCAUCCGCCGAAUCUCAAUCUCAUAUUCACUCAAUCCUCUGCAUUUCUUUACCACAACCCAAGAUUCAGUCCCUCCUAACCUAGUACCGGAAACCCCACCGGCUGAAGCUGAGAAUCUGAGUAAUGCGCUGGCUCAAGAAGACAAGGAGAAGCUUAACCAGAGAGUCCGGCCAGGUAAGCAUCGAAACCCAGAAAAAGUAGAGGAUAUUAUAUGUAGAAUGAUGGCAAGUCGGGCGUGGACAACACGGUUGCAGAACUCCAUCCGGGCUUUAGUGCCCGAAUUUGAUCACUCACUGGUCUACAAUGUGCUGCACGGUGCCAAGACCUCGGACCAUGCCCUCCAAUUCUUCCGGUGGGUGGAGCGAGCUGGGUUGAUCCACCAUGACCGGGAGGCACACAUGAAGAUUAUUGAGAUUCUGGGUCGAGCUUCGAAGCUCAAUCAUGCCAGGUGCAUACUUCUUGAUAUGCCCAAGAAGGGGGUUGAAUGGGAUGAGGAUAUGUUUGUUGUCUUGAUUGAUAGCUAUGGGCAAGCUGGUAUUGUUCAGGAGGCUGUGAAAAUUUUCCGAAAAAUGGAGGAGUUGGGUGUGGAGAGGACUGUCAAGUCUUAUGAUGCUUUUUUUAAGGUGAUUAUGAGGCGUGGUCGUUAUCUGAUGGCCAAAAGGUACUUCAAUAAGAUGUUGAGUGAAGGAAUAGAACCUACUCGUCAUACCUAUAAUCUUUUGCUUUGGGGUUUCUUUCUGUCAUUGAGGCUUGAGACUGCUAAUAGGUUUUAUGAGGAUAUGAAGAGUAGGGGGAUUUCACCUGAUGUGGUUACUUAUAAUACAUUGAUUAAUGGGUAUUAUAGGUUUAAGAAAAUGGAGGAGGCAGAAAAAUUGUUUGUGGAGAUGAAGGCAAAGAAUAUAGAGCCUACAGUGAUAAGUUAUACUACCAUGAUAAAGGGGUAUUUUGAUCAGGCAAUUAAGUUGUUGGAUAAGCUUCUUGAAAAGCAAAUCAUCUUGAGGCCAGAGAGUUCGAUCGAGAUGGAGGCUAGUGCUUAUAACCCCAUGAUCCAGUAUCUCUGUGACCAUGGUCAAACAGAGAAGGCAGAAAUCUUUUUACGACAGUUGAUGAAAAAGGGGAUCCCUGAUCAUGCUGCCUUUAAUAGUUUGAUCUGUGGGCAUGCAAAAGAAGGGAAUCCUGAUUCUGCCUUUGAAAUUAUAAAAAUCAUGGGUAGGAGAGAGUUGUCCAGAGAUGCAGACGUCUACAAAUUGCUCAUUGAGAGCUACCUAAGGAAGGGUGAGCCAGCUGAUGCUAAAACAGCAUUGGAUAGCAUGAUUGCAGAUGGGCAUCUUCCAGAUUCAUUGGUGUUCCGAUCAGUUAUGGAGAGUUUGUUUGAAGAUGGAAGGGUCCAAACUGCGAGCCGAGUUAUGAAGACCAUGAUAGAAAAGGGUGUGAAGGAGCACAUGGACUUGGUUGCCAAGAUCUUGGAAGCUCUCUUCUUGAGAGGACAUGUAGAGGAAGCCCUUGGACGAAUUGAACUACUGAUGCAGAGUGGUUGCACACCAAAUUUUGAUAGUCUUCUAUCUGUUCUUUGUGAGAAGGAGAAGACCAUAGCUGCUGUUAAGUUGUUAGGUUUUUGUUUGGAUAGAGACUGUAAUAUAGGCUUUUCAAGCUAUGAUAAGGUGCUGGAUGCUCUCUUGGCUGCUGGAAAGACCCUGAAUGCUUAUUCAGUAUUGUGUAAAAUAAUGGAGAAAGGUGGGAUCAGUAACUGGAGUAGUCUUGACGAUUUGAUUAAGAGUCUCAACCAGGAGGGAAACACAAAGCAAGCAGAUAUUCUCACUAGAAUGAUAUUAAAGGGAGGGGAGGCAGUAUCUGGAAGCAAGAAAGGGAAGAAACAAGCAACUAUUGCUAGCUAAGUUGCCCUGUUCACUUUAGGUUUGAAUAACUAAUUUAAGAUUUUACCAAUUUUCUGGUUUUUUUUUUUCCCAAGUUAUCAUUAAAGUUUAUGAUCCUUCUCUUUCUUUUCCUUUUGAUUUUAAAUGAAGAAUUUAUUAAUUC
Rubroshorea leprosula is the source of this 2252-nucleotide messenger RNA. The record is from the annotation of a GenBank genome assembly. Lineage: Eukaryota; Viridiplantae; Streptophyta; Magnoliopsida; Malvales; Dipterocarpaceae.